AUGUCGGAUGAUAUCUCUGUCGAUGUGCUGAAACUCCCUGUUGAUAUGAAAAGCAGUGAGGAGACAAGCUUGAGUGAUUCUAUUGCAAUUCCAUCUCAUACUUUUGAGGGAGACUUUGAUUUGUGGGAUAUGGCAUACUCUCAACUUCGAGUGGAGCAGGUUGAGCUUAUUACCAACUACGAAAGUAUUCUGUGCGAAUAUCUCCCCGGUAUCCUAAACGAAAAGGAGAAGGAAGAUGCUUCACUCCAGCAGAGCCGACUGGUGGAAUUUCUUGGUCGCAGCCUCGAGAAUGUGCAGAGCAUGCAACCCAGCAUGGCCAGAAAUAUUGCUCCCUAUUCAAAACAAGCUUUAUCCGCCAUUGUAUCGUUGAAAAGCGGGAUUGAGGCAGUUGUCCCACACGGCACGAUUCUGUGGGUUGCACUCGCAAUCGCACUCCAAUUGCUGAGCACAUUAGCCUCGGCCGUUGAGGAUACAGUGAAUGCUAUAACCGGUGUGAUUGACAUUACGGGCAAAAUAAAAUGGUACACAGGUUUGGCGGAUGUUCUCGCCCAUCAUCAGCACAGACAAGAGCAAUCAUUCAUGGCGAUGCGGUGUGAUAUUUUGAAGUCUAUCUUGAAGCUGUACCAAAAGCUUCUUCACUUCACCAUCGAAUGUGUAUUUGCAUUCAGAAGGGGCCUCACUCAAGCCCUAACAAACUUCGAAGUCUUUCCUAGCAAAUGGAAAGAUCUGCGGCACGGCAUCUCCAUCACUGAGGGCCAAGUUCAGCAAUUCUUGGCUCAAUAUUGCAACACCAGCGUCACUUCAUACGUCGGCCUCCUGGUUAAUUUGAAAAUGUCACGAGAACACCGCGGCAUUAUGCAACAGCUCUGCGUCAUAGACGUUGACGCAGCCAUUGAGUCUCUCAGAACACCAGGCGAUUUGAAGGAGGACUAUUUCGAUGAACUCCAAAAACUUGCAUCUAGAGAAUGUUACGAGCGCAGCUUGUGCAUUCCUAAGGGUGAUGGCGAGGUCACAUCAUCUCGAAUGAUAAAUUUCUUUGAUUUGGCGAUCGAAAACCUCAAUGCGCGUUUCGACAUAUCUCACGUUGCCUAUUUCUUCUGCAAUGAUACAGAACCAAAGGCCGAUGUGACUAUACUACGCACUUUGAUCUGGACUCUGGUUCGACAAGAUCAUAUCCUCAUUCAGUAUUUGAAAAACAAACAUGACAAUCUUGGCCAAAGGUUGUUUGACGAUACGAACGCCUUUCAUACUCUGAAGCACAUUCUGCGGGAGAUGCUUGCAGAUGCGCGUAUUCGGCUGGUGAUUCUCGUGACUGAUCGACUUGAUUGCUGCAUUCAAGAGAAAAACAAAGACUAUCGUCUGAGAAAACUUCUCUCCGACAUAUGCCAAAAUAAUGAGAAGGCUAGAUGGGUAAGACCAGGAUUUAGCAGCGUAACCCAUGGGGGUAACUGUAAUAGCCACUUUUAUGAUUAG
Molecule: messenger RNA, 1473 nt
Organism: Penicillium verhagenii
Lineage: Eukaryota; Fungi; Ascomycota; Eurotiomycetes; Eurotiales; Aspergillaceae
Product: WD40 repeat-like protein
Exons: 2
Coding region: 1-1473 (490 amino acids)
Source: RefSeq, a predicted model, not a curated record